CGCCCGCAGCCUGCGCGCCGGCAGCGCUGCCGCUCCGCGCUGCCCCGCCAUGCCCUAGCCGGGCCCGCCGGGGGCCGCGCACAGCUCGGGGAGGCUCGGCAGCGAUGGCACCCCCGCCCCCGCGCCCCGCCCGCCCCUGAGGGCGGCUGCUGCCGCCGGGAUGUUCAGCUGGCAUCGGAGCUUCACCCUGGGAGCGCCCUGGAGGAGAGCAGGUAAAAAGAGCCCACCUGCUGAGGACAAGGUCGUGUUAACACACAUGAAGAUACUGAGCAAUGAAGGAAUUCAAAACCCAGGGUUAAUCCCAGAGGCUCCAGCUGACACAGCCUGCACAGAGCAGUCCCAUCUUCCCGGUGCCAGUGUCCCACCAGACUGCCUGGGAAGCCCAGACGCCGCAGGCGCAGCUCCAGACUGUGCGGAUGGCCCGGCAAGCAGUGACCACGUAGCCACCCUGCCUGACCUCAGCGCCUUCGAGUCCAAGUGCCGGCUUCACAGAUUCUCCAAAUUCGAAUCUGAGGACUCGGGGGUUGAGUUGCCAAGCGGUGCUAAUUCUCCAUCCACACCCACGGGCUCAGAGAAGAGCUUUGUGCUUCAGAGCAGAGACUCAUUUUGUGACUCGGGUGUGCUUAGCACCUCUUCUUCUCCAGAAAUUGACCAUCAGUUAAUGAGAACAUGUAAAGAACAUGCCAGAAAUGUUAGCCUACAAGAUCCAGAGAGCAAAAAGCAAGCUGAUUACUAUAGUCAGGAGGCAGAUGCUGUGCAGGAUCCUACAGCUUCCCUUGAAGACUUCAAUGACCCUCAGGAAGAAAGUCCUGAUGAUCAUUUUUACCAGGAUGACAAGCAGUCAUCUCCAGAAAAGGAACCUACCACAGAGAUGGACCUUUCCAGGGAAAACACUCUUUCCACCCCAGGUCCCGUAGAAGAGCCAAAGACAAUUGCUGACAAUUUUUCAGAGAAUUUUGGCAGCAUGCAAGACCUUCAGAUCCAUGAACACCAGCUGAAGAAGUACCCCACAAGUGAUAGUCUGGAUGAAUACAUGGAUGAAUGCUGUAGGCUGAGUGAGGUGAACCAAAGUAACAGCAAAGCCCUGGGAUCUGGUCUGGGAUAUCUAGAACACAUCUGCCAACUGAUUGAGAAGAUUGGGCAGCUUCAGGAGCACAACUUGCGUCUCCAAAAACAAGUGUGCAGCUUGCAGAAAGAGCAGAAGAUGAAUCAGAUAAAAGAGGAAUACAUUCUGCAACAUUGCUCCUGUGGAGCUGCCAGUAUCUUCCUUAACUCAUAUCAAGACAUGAAAACAAAUUUUGCUGGGAGGAGCAGACCUCACAGCCUCUUGGUUCAGACUGGAAACUCUUCUGAUCUUUCCAUCAUCCCAGAAAUAGGAGUGAACAGCGAGAAGCUGAGCAGCUGCAAUGGAAGUGAGAGAUAUCUGGAAUCAGGAAAGAGCCAGCCGAUGAUGGGGCUCAGGAAGUCAUCAAACAAUAGGAACAACAAGGAGAAUGAGUUCAGAGAAGUUGGGAGUAUGGCUGAGGGACAGGCCUUUCUGUCAAAGGACCCUGCAGUAAGAAAGGCUCUGGACGUCAGCAAGAACAUCUCGGGUGAGAGCCAUGCUUGGAGGAGAAUGAGAGAUCUUAUGAGGAAGACACGGUUGACAAACCAGAACAAGCUGGGGCUGUCCUCUGCUGCUCUGAAGAGGUCCUGCCCACAGCUGUAUAGGCCAGAUAUUAUGUCUUCAGAGCUGAGGAAAACUGAGAGAAACUCCAUGAUUGUUCUGGGACAAAAUACAAAGAAUGAAAACUUAUGGCCUUUCUGAUAACCUGAGUCAAAUGGAGCAAGGUAAAAAAGUCAAGGCAAGAACACCAAAGGACACAAAAUCAAGAAUCCCGGGGUUACUCUGUGCAAUCUACAUCCUGCAAUUGUCAAAAGAGCAACUCUGAAUUGAGUGUUGGAAGGGAAAGAGGGAAGGGGGAUGUUGAGAAGGGUUUGUGGGCAGAUACAUGCUCAACUAUGUAUGGCUUUGCUCCCGAAUCUGAAAUGUACUUUAAAAAGUCAAGCCACAGAUGAAAAUUGCUGUUAGCAUCUUGGCAACACAAGCAACAGGGACUUUUAAGAUUUGGAAAUUCUUCCUCUUUUCUGGGUUGGGAACAGAACUACCUGAAACACCAAAGCUUUUAAACUAUCGUUACUUUCUGGGGACGUCUCCAGCUGAAAUAAGCAUUAGCUUUAUGGAACAUAGCAUCAUCUGGAGGAGUGCCAGAGACUCAUUGCACAGGGCAGAGGUGGCUGUUAAAAGGACAGCCUCGUCCCUCUGGGAACCUGAGUUGCAGUCUCUGUCCCUAGCACAGUUCCUCCCUUCAGAGCUACCUAUAGCCAGCUGUGCCAUUUCACUGGAAUCCAACAGGAAAACAAAAUAUGUAAAGCUAAGGUCAUUCCUGAAUCCACUACUAGCUUCCUGUCCCGUGGGCCUGCUCCUUCUGCAGAGGUCCCUGGACUCUGGUGCUGCACUGCACAGAAGUUGGCAUUGUACACACUCAUUGUAAAGACCAGAGUAAGCAGCACUGCAGGAAUCAGCCUUUCGAGAGACUGGAGGGGCAUCCAGGGCAGCCUCUGCCCCAGCCAUUGUGUAAUCAAUCUUGUUCUCUUUUUUUGAUGGGGGACAGGACACCAGGCUUGAAUUCAUACUUUUAAGUCCCAUUGAAGUGCUCUGUUUGUGCAGGUGGGAGCCUGAGGCUGUAGGUGGAGCAGUCAUGCUGCUGUAUGGCUCCGCCUGCCCUCUCUCUACUAGGAAAACUUGAGAAGGAGAGGAAGGCUACAAGGAAGGCUACAAAUACAUCCUUUAUAAACUGGUGCUCUUUUGGGAUACACUAACAACUGUGAAACACCAUGACUGUGUGUGGUGGCUGCCUUAUUGCCACAUGUCCACUGCUUCCUGACUCAAGGACCAGGCAGUGCAUGCUUCUGAACGCCCCAUAGUUGCAGAGGUCUCUGCAGACUUAGCUCUUAUUGGUACUAGCAAAAUAAUUAAUACACAUGGGGUAAAGGUUUAAGUAAAAUAACAUUGCCUCUUGAUAAAGGAUUGUUCUACCCCAUAAAUUAUAAUAUAAUUACAAGUCAAGCAAUUGCUGAUUAAAAAUCCCUCCCCAACCCCAACUUGCCUGAGAACCAAGAUUUGACAAGCUGGCAGGAAUGAUCAGCUUCAGCAGGCUUAGUUUUUCCAUAACAGAUGCUUCUUCCUUGCUCAUCCCACAUCAGCUGCAACCAUCCUAGUCCUCCAAACCAGAACAGGAUCUUUGCAGGGAUGAGUGAGGGCAGGGUUCAAGUACUCAGAAGGAUUGCUACUGUUGUUACUUAGCAUCUCAAUAAACCCCCACAAACAUAAUGACCAAACCCCACAACCCAAACCCAAAUUACCAUUAAAAAGAAAAAAAAGGCUGUGCUGACUCAAGGUUAGCACCCUAAAGUAGGUGCUGUGUUUAAUGUUUCAGCUGUAGCUGCAGCUGCAGGACUUGGUUAUUCACUGUAUAUCUUGCUAGCUUCAUCCAAAGCUAGAAAGAUGUAUGACUUGAUUAUUCUGUGAAUAUUCUGUAUAUAUCUCCAUAAAUACAGGGGACAAAAAUCCUGCAUUAACUUACAUCCCUCAUUAUCCCUCCAGCUUUUUUACGGUGACUGUACAGAAUGUGAAUCAGUGCAAACUGAAUUUACAGUGUUUUAAGACAUAGCAUUGUGAACAGGUAUUUUCUACAACCCUCUCUAUUCAUGGUAUAAGUUUGUUGGGUGUUUUAUGUUUGUUGUUUUUUGGUUUUUUUAAAACUAAGAUAAACUAGCACUCUUCUUUAUUAUAGCAUUAUGUUAAAUGUGUUCAUGUAUUUUCCAGAAAUAAAUGUAUUUAUAAUGUGUAACAUACUGUAUAGUUCUCCACUCCAGGAUCCAUUGUAAUCCAAGCAUAAGAAAUUUAAUAAAAGUAUCACUAUUAUGGUAA
Molecule: messenger RNA, 3973 nt
Organism: Passer montanus (Eurasian tree sparrow)
Lineage: Eukaryota; Metazoa; Chordata; Aves; Passeriformes; Passeridae
Exons: 9
Coding region: 161-1807 (548 amino acids)
Source: RefSeq, a predicted model, not a curated record